AUGGCUAAUGGCCCGAACGACGAUAUAACAAAGUUUACCACUUACGGCACGAUAUGCAUUACUAGAAUGCAUGUUGAAAAUAAUCAGUUUAACAUUAUUGGUGGCGGCGCGAGCCCCGGCGUAUCGGUUUCAACUCAGGCGGAUAUAGCACACUCGGCCAAGGGCUACGAAUCAGAGGAUGAGAACGCGGGGCGAAAGUGGCAGAGGGCCAGCGACGAACGGCCAGCCAGCAAGACUACCAUGUACUCUAAGCAGGAGUUCCGGGAACAAUACUGCAUCAACAACAAACAACUGGAUCUGCUGGAACUGGAGAAGUCCAAGAAGGACCGAUUUCUCGGAUGCCUCUCCCAGUACCAUAUCGAGAGUCCCUGUUCCAGAGCCAAUAGAGCAUCAUUUCUAUCCGUGUGCGUCAGGAGGCGUGUGCCCUCAGAUGAGAAUCUCAACACCGAUUAUGCACCAAUACAGAGGUAUCCCAGGUUUGGGCAACCAACCCCGGCACCGGCCGAGCUAUGCGCCUACGACGCCGAUCUGGAGUGCUCAUACUUCCGCAGACGUCCAAGGUCUGUGUGCAGCCAGCCUGACCCCAAACGCUACACCUGGAUGCCAGAGGAUGAAGACUUCACCCGGAUGGAGUGGCCACAAUCGGUAAUAGAAGAUAACGCGGGUUGGCCCCAAAAUUAUAAUGUGGACCAAAUCGCGUCAGUCAGUCGAGGAGGCUCGUUACCUCGACCACCUUCUAUAAUUCCAUGCCCCGCUCACACGCCCAUACCGCCGCCGCCCCCGCCACCCCCUCUCACCAUACCACCCCACAGAACAAAACAUGUAUCCUUCGCUCGCUCCCACACUUUGACUACGUUUGACGAUUCAGUGAUGCCGGCCGCAGUCAGUGGCAACCGUUUCAGGAGAGACUGCGAAAGGCUCAUCGACGGACGUGUUGUUAAGCCAGAACCGAAGCCCUAUUCAACGCUGCCGGUGAUGUUCCAACCGUUCCCGCCAUACCCGCAGUUCAUGACGCAAGCUGCGCCCGCGCCGAUUCACUACCCCCCGCCUAUAACGCCGCACCCCUCCCACCAGCCCCCUCCCGUGCAGAGGCCCACGCAGACGGAACAACCUAAAGUAGUAGUAUUAGAUUCAAUUAAGAAAGGAGUUAUGAGAACUCAAGCUACGCAGACAGAAGUAUGUUUAGGUAGAAAGCCAUUGCCGCCAAAUUACUUAUCAUUGAGCCCUCGAACUAUCAAAAGGGUUAAAAUGGUGGCAGCAGGCGUACAAACGAAUGGGUAUACUGUUGGGGUUCGAAGACUAACGAAAUCAUUCUCUGAAGUUGGUGGUGAUAGACUAGCUGGUCGCGAUUCACCUAGUGACAUCGCUACCACUGUAGAAAGUUUCAUCACUAGUGACCAUGAAAAACUUCACAGAACCCAGUCAGAGGAACCACCUAGAUCCCCUCGAUCUCCAACAGCUAUGAUGAUACCCUCGUCUCCACUGCAAAGAGGAGAUUCAGAUGACGUCACUACUUCAUCAGUCAAAUCUGUCGCUUCUUCAUCACAAAUCGACAAAUCUUCUGAACUUAGCGCUUUGCAGAGACAAGCUCAGGAGUACUUUCAACAAAACUUCCAAUUUAUUCAUGAGAGUGAUAGAGAUGAUACUAUAGAUGAUGAUAUCGAAAACAUUGAAAAAAGCAUGGCGUUAAACCGAAGAAACUUGGAAUACCUUCAGCAAGAAAUCGCUAAGCAAAGCAAAGGUGACAAAUCACUAAGAUCUAUUCUAUCUAAGAGUACUAGCGAUGCUUCUCAAAAAACAGUAAAUUCUUCGCACCCAUUUUCAAAAACUUCGACGUUCCAAUCGGAGCCUUCUACUGAAACUUCCGCCACCACAACUGAUGAUAGUGAAAAGAAUGAAAGAGAAAUAAUAAUAGACUUUGAACCAAGACCCGAUGAUGAGGCUAUACCAUUUACAACGCUGCGUAGGAAAAAUAGAAGAAUGUUGCAGAAAACUUUAUCAGAGGGUGAAAUUCUUUUAGAUGUACGAAAAACCGAAUUGCAAUCAAAUGGUGAUGGCAUAAAAGAUGCUCCCAUAGUCAUGUCUACAAGUCAAGAGAAUAUGACACGUGAAGACCGAGAAAGAGAAGCAAUGUAUACUCAGUAUGUUGGUCAAAAUUACAGUCAAACGCCCAUAAAAGACGAAGGUAUCUUCGGAUUUGAACCCGAUGGAUCAUUCAGUUCUUCAGAUGGAAAUGCACCAUAUGAAGAUUUUCAUGAAAAAUACAUUAGUUACAAGCAUGAACCAUUUAGAAAUCGAAGCGUAAGUUUUGAAGAAAAGACAGAAAUUAUAGUUGACAAGGACGAAAUUCCUGAGAGCAGUACUGCCAGAUCAAGUCCAGGAUCACCAGAACCAGUAACUGUGGAAGUUGAUGUCGACCCAAAAGUAAAACGAGCAGUUAUUUCCAAUACUGUCACUACAAUACUAACACCUCUAGACAAAGUUUCACCAUGCGCCUCAAAUGAAUCUCUAACGGUGGAUCAAAGCAGGGACCAUUCGGAUGGUAUGUGGAAUGAAUCUCAAACAACAGUAUUGCAAGUCGAUUCAGGUACAGAAAAUGGGACUGUAAUAAGUUCAUCAGAUCUUAGUUCUUUGGCUGCUUCUCCCGGAGCUUUAGCGCUGUUAACUCCAACUUCCAGAAGAAAACAAUUGCUGCUGUUGCAACAUCAACAGCGGUCGUCUUUAGAUACAGAUGCUUUGGACGAAGAAUUUGAUGCCUCUCAGAGCCAGUCACCAACAUCGCCCAGAAAUAAACUAGACACAUCAAGUUCUAGUUCACAGGCUCGAGCAUCGUUGUCGCCACCUGCAGUUGUCCCAAACAUUUCACUGCCCAUCACGAAGCAACCAACUAUCUCAAAAUCUAUUUCCCCGAUUGCACCUCCAAAAGUAAAUCACACACCUGCCAUUGCUAUUACCCACCCAAGCCUGGACUUGGCUGACGUUCCAUUUAAAAGAACGCCAAGUUUCAUAAAUAAAAAGCGAGAAAGAGCACUAAGUCCAUCUAGAAGAAGAGAUUUGCAAAAGAAAGCACAACAAAAAGAACCUAAUGGCACGAUACCUAGUCAGAUAAUAGAGUCACCAUCUGAGCCACCUCUAGCUAAAGCAGCUAGCAGUGAAACAAGUUUGGCCAGAACUGACUCGGGUAAAAUAAAUACCACAGAUGUAUCAGAAAGUACAACAACUACCGAAGACUAUGUAACAGCCAAUUCUGAUAGCUCUAAAAAAAGUAAUAGCAAAAAUCAAAACCAAAAUCCAGAAAAUAACAAAACACAAGAGGGGUCCUCUUUUGAAAGUGCUUCAAGUCUCUAUUCAUCAACUCGCACAGAAAACAUAGCUGAAGAUUUGAUUGUACCAAGUUUCUCCCCACCAUUAGAAAUCAGUGAUGACUUUAUCGUCCCAGACCUUGCAUCACCCCCACUGCCCCUGCCCGAUAGGUUACCUAGAGUUUCUAUGGAAAAAAUUGAAGUCAAAGCCGAUAUCACUCCGACCAUUGAACACAUCAAGAGAGAAAAGACUGAUAUUAAAUUAAAAGAAGAUUUACCAAAAGUAUCCAAGACUAUGCGUGGCACAAUUAGUGGAAAAAGUAGUUCAAGUGGAAGUUAUAGUAUAGGUGGAUCAAAUCCUAAUGUUACUGAAGCUGUUGAUGAUAAAACACCUACUGAAAAGAUUGCAGAGCUCCCGGAACGUAGUGAUAGUAAUGAAAAAGAUGACAGAGUAACCGCUGCCAUUCGUCCCAAGGAACCACCACCUCCAAAAAUAAUGGGUUCCUUGUCCGACGAUGAAAGAAGUGUACACUAUUCAUCAUCGGGUUAUUACGAAAGUCCAGUUGAAGAUGAUGACGAUGGUGGCUUAACCUAUAAACAUUCACAAAGAUAUAAAUCAUCGACUAGACCCAAAUCAUGGUUAGCAGAUGAGAAACGAAGAAAAAAGAAAGCUUUUACUUUAGAAUUUUCUAAGUCCUACGAUGAUUCUGUAUCUACUUCACAAGAUGAUUGGGGUAAAAAGACAAAAGAACCUGAUAGUGUUAGUCAAAAAUCUGAACGAAGUACUUUCAAACCUUCUAAUAUUAAGUCUCCCAUGGAAGAUAAACCACCUGAAACGAGGAAAAAGAAAACUCAUUUUGCGGACAAGGCUAAGAGCGUUCAAUCUUCGCCGAGAGAACCGGUUGAUAUUGAAAAAUCAAUCAAAGACAAGGUAUCAAAAGAUAAAGAUACAGAAACAAAACGCCCUGUUGAGAGAGAAAGAUACGUCAAAAGAACGAAAUUAAAACCCAAAAGUCCUACUCAAAGUAAAAUUGUUGAUGGUAAUAAUCAUGGCUAUAGACCAACUCAUUAUGAGAGGAGAGAAGCGAUGGGGUCUAACAUGAAAUUACACCUAAACAUACCAACAUCAGAUGAUUCUAGUGAGCAAUACAGGAAAGAAGGCACAAGUAACGGCAAUAUCUCUCCAAGAAAACAUAGGCGCUUACGUGAUAGUCCGCGAAGAAAAACUGCUAGCAACUCUAACAAUGCUAAAUCUCCUACUUCAGGUAGCAACCAUGCAGUAUACAGGCCAAGAAGAAAAAGCGGUUCAAACGAAAGUAUAUCACUGCCCGGUAGCUUGCCAAGAAGAAAGCAAUCAAUUCCUACAGUCCCUUGCUUAAGCUCUUUAGAAGCAGAAGACAUAGAAACUACUAGAACUUUGACCAGUGCAGGGUCUCGAUUGACUCCUCUGCGAUACGUUAAAAGUCCUACUUCAUCUCCUAGACACCAUCGAAAACAAGAUAAAGAUGGAAAAUUCGCUAAAGCAGCAUCAGCAGAAUCAUUGCGUUCUGUAUCACCGGGAUCAGAUUCAGUAUUCUAUUCAGAGCAAACCGAACAUAGUUUAGUAGGAGCUGAUGGAGAAUCAAAGGCACAUUGCUUGCAUUGCGGUAAAGAGGUUCAUAUUGUGACUGCUACGCACGAACAUGAUAGUGUUGCUUCGAGGACUUCUCAUACCGAUGAAUCCUAUGCAGACGCAACGCCAGAUAUAGUGCCAGCGCCCGCUGGUUUUGCCGAUUCUCCCUCUUGCGCCUCAACAAAGAAACACGCAAGUGGAGCUCGGUUGUACAAGAAGCUGGACAAAAGAUACCGUUCCGAAGACAAGUCCAGACAUUACUAUCGGAAUCGACAGGAUGUUCGAGCCAAGUCUGAAGAAAGAGGUAAAGAAGAGUACGCAUCAGGUGAAAAAACUCAAGAUACGCGUAUAGCAAGAUCUGCGGGAAACAGUUUGGACAAACUUGGUGGAUCUAGUGCAAGCGUGGAUCCUGAUGAACAUGAAGAAUGUUCUGGAAGCUCUGAAGGUGCAGAAGGAGGUCGUGACGAAAAAGGAAUCUAUGCUGCCCCAUGGUGGUGUGGCAAUUGGAUCAUGCUAUCAGAGAACAACGAUCAUUGGACGAGGAUUCCUCCAGAUGUAUUAGACACUGGAUCUGAUGUUGGCCAAGAAGAUCCAACGGAGUCAGAAUCAGAAUUCAACAAGAGAUACGUAGCACUAACACACAGGCUGGUACAUCGACGAGCUUGCAUCGAGCUGAAUAGGAGACAGGCUGAUAAUAGUUUUGAAAGCGACAAAACAGUGGUUGUAAGGCGUGGCAAUGAAGAGUUUGGCUUCCGAAUUCACGGCAGCAAGCCAGUAGUAGUGUCAGCAAUUGAACCCGACACGCCUGCCGAAACCUCUGGCUUGGAAGUUGGAGACAUUGUCAUAGCUGUUAAUGGAAUCAAUGUCUUAGAUAAGACUCACUCGGAAGUGGUGAAGAUUGCGCAUUCUGGAUCAGAAAUACUUGAAUUAGAGGUGGCAAGAACCUGCGAGGUAGUAGCUUCUCUAGCUCAUGAAGGGGGACCAGCUGCUCUAUACUCAGGGUAUCUCUGGCGAGCAGCUCCCGUCAGACCUCAUCAUCCCCCUCGCUGGACACGACGGUGGUUCGUCCUCAAAAGGGACAAUUGCCUGUAUUAUUAUAAAACAGAUUCUAGCAUUCAUCCCGUGGGAGCCUUAAUGCUUGUAAACUACCAACUGACGGAAGAGGACGCGGGCAGGCCGCACGGGUUCCGACUGCACCGCGGCGGAGGUGUGAGAUUACAACUUGCGGCGGACACUGCGGAGGCGGCCGCUAGGUGGCGCGCAGUACUCGCUCACGCUAUUGAUGCUAGUAAUCAGCGUGAUGGCUGGUUAGAAGUGACAAUGAGGAAUAUGAAGCUUCCUCCGUCAUCGAUCCCUAGACCCGAUUGCUUCGGUUACCUCAUGAAGCUGGGAUCCAAAUGGAAGUCUUGGGCCAAACGGUAUUGUGUGCUCAAAGACGCUUGCCUCUACUUCUACAAUGAUGGCAACAGCAAAAAUGCUUUUGGUAUGGCCUGCUUACACGGCUACAGAAUACAGACAUGUGCCCCGGGUGGCAAGAAAUACGCCUUCGAGGUGAUGCCCACAGAACCUAAGCAGAGACACUUUUAUUUCCACACGGAAUCCGAAAUGGAUAGGAAACGAUGGAUGGCAGCUUUGGAGUACUCCAUAGACAGGUGGAUGAAGGCCGGUUGACGACGAGCUCUCUUCUCAGAAGAUUCAUACGAUUUUAUAUAACUUUAGUUGUUUAAAUAUAUUUAUUGUAAUUCCAUGUUUUGAGUUAUUAUAUUUAUUUUCAUUCAUA
Molecule: messenger RNA, 6694 nt
Organism: Helicoverpa zea (corn earworm)
Lineage: Eukaryota; Metazoa; Arthropoda; Insecta; Lepidoptera; Noctuidae
Exons: 36
Coding region: 1-6585 (2194 amino acids)
Molecular function (GO): protein binding
Source: RefSeq, a predicted model, not a curated record